AUGAAUGAACUUGUGAUUGAUUUCAAUACUCCUCUAACCAUACAACGUGUUAAAAUCGCUCUUCAAUCUACCUUCUUUGGAGUUACAUUCAAUCCCGAUGGAUCAGUUAAUGAUCAACGAGAUUAUUCUAUUCCGAAUGAGGUCAAUCGAUUGAUUUCUAUUAUCAUGGAAGAUAAACCUAUUGGAGAAUGUGUUGAAGAACUACGAAAAAUUUGUAAUCAGCUUCAUCCAGAUUUAUUUGAUGCUGUUUUCGCAAAAGCCAAUGUAAAAGAUUCCGGACGAGAUGAUCUCGAUCGUCUUUUUGUCAUGACUCAAACACCUGAUGAAAUACGUAAAUCUGAUUAUUAUCAAUUUGGAGCUAAGAAUCGAAGUGAAGUUCCAUUUACUUGUGUAUGGAUUACUCAUCUUACUGAAAUACCACCAGCUUAUGACAAUCUGUUUGGACCAAGAUUCAAAUUGGAGUAA
Molecule: messenger RNA, 465 nt
Organism: Rotaria sp. Silwood2
Lineage: Eukaryota; Metazoa; Rotifera; Eurotatoria; Philodinida; Philodinidae
Source: the annotation of a GenBank genome assembly